AUGAUUCGUGGUUGCUUAGUAUCUGUCCUUUACGAGAAGACUACCGAAUCGCAAAUUCUUGCUGGAGAUGAUGCUGCUGCCAUCACUCUAAUGAGUACCGAUAUUGAACGCAUAAUGGUAGGGCUGACCUACAUGCACGAUGUGUGGGCGGGUGUACUCGAGGCCGGCUUGGGUUGCUGGCUGCUUCAACGCAAACUUGGUUUUGCAUUUCUUUCGCCAGUCAUUGUUAUACUAUGCUGUGGUGCUGUUAUGGUGUGGGCUAGCCGUGCUGCCACCAAAACGCAGGCAUCGUGGAUGGAAAAGAUUCAACUGAGAGUCGGCAUGACCUCUAAGGUGAUCGCCCACGUCAAGCAGGUUAAGAUGUCUGGUAUCGCUGAGCCUGUUGAAAAGCUAAUUCAAGCACUUCGCGUAAAGGAGCUUUCUGUCGGCAACAAAUUCCGCGUUGUACUGGUCGUCACAUGUACAGUCGCAUUUGCACCACAGGCUUUGUCUCCCUUGUUUGCCUUCGCACUGGCAGGACCAAAGCUAGACGUCUCGACCAUGUACGAGUCAUUGUCGUAUCUGGUUCUACUUGCUUCGCCGCUGGCGGACCUCUUCCAACGAGUUCCAAGUAUUCUAUCAGCAUUCACUUGCCUGGAGCGAAUUCAAACAUACCUGGAAGCAGAACCUCGCCGAGACUUUCGCGUUCUCGAAAAUGCUAGUAAAAACCACUUUUCGCCGGUUUCACCUAUCGUUAGCGGUAUGCAAAGUGUUUCCACACUCGAGGGUCAUCAUAUCUCAUCGCCGAGGACUACAGUAUCAACUGGAGACGUCGCGUUGUCAGUCAGCAACGGUUUCUUUGCCUGGAAAACUGGACAGCCGGUACUGAGGGACAUCAACAUUGCUCUGAAUUUCUCGCAGAUCACCUUUGUAGUUGGCCCUGUUGCGUGUGGCAAAUCCUCACUCUGCAGGUCUAUCCUGGGAGACAUUCCAAUCGCAGCUGGAGAAGUCAGACUCCAUUCCACUUUAUCUUCGGUCGCAUUCUGUGAGCAGGUGCCGUUCUUGAUGAGCGGAACACUCAAGAAGAACAUCAUAGGUCACCUUGGUUUCGAUCAACAGCGCUACGAUGAGGUCAUUUGGGCGACGGCGUUGACUGGAGACAUCGCCUCCAUGCCUUUCAGUCACGACACCAACAUUGGAACCAACGGAGCCACACUAAGUGGCGGUCAGAAAGCUAGAGUGUCUCUCGCCAGAGCACUUUACGACAAAUCGCUUUUCUUAGUUCUCGAUGAUGUGUUCAGUGGCCUUGACAAUAGCACUGCAUCAAGGGUGUUUAACCGUACAUUUGGCCGCACUGGAUUGCUGCGUAAGAGAGGUGCCACAGCGCUUGUUUGCACCCACGCCGUGCGUUACCUUUCCUUCGCCGAUCAUGUGAUUGUUUUAUCAACUCACGGCAAUAUCAUCGAACAGGGCCCGUAUAGCUCCUUGAAGCACUGCAAAGAAGCAAUCGGUGUCCUGAGAUCUGAGACUUCAAAGGCUGCUCUAGAGGCAGUCAAUACGGACAAUCUUACACAGCCUUCUGAAACAUCUUGCCACCCAGCUGACGAUACCAUCACCGAAGCGCUUGAUGACCGGUCCCGCCAACUUGGAGACUGGAAUGUAUACAAGCACUACUUCAACAGCAUGAACAAGAUUCACUUCGCCGUAAUGCUAAUUAGCUGCGUUUUGAUUGCUUUUGGCCAGCAACUCUCGACAGUAUGGGUGGGUAUCUGGGCUGCCGACUCAUUGGGAAAACACAGCAGCUUCUACAUUGGCAUCUACUCCAUCUUCAGCUCUUUCAUUCUGAUUGGCGUACUCGUGGGAGCUUGGACUUGCUUCAUUUUCAUAACCAUCGACGUUGGCCGAGAAUUGCAUCGCAGAGCCCUCUGGACUGUUAUGCACGCACCGCUACGACUGUUCACUUCCACUGAAACGGGGACCAUUACCAAUCUGUUUUCUCAAGACACUGCCAUCAUUGACAGCGAGUUGUCCAUGUAUCUGCUUUAUUUCGUGUUCAAUCUGGUCGGCGUUAUCGGCUCUGGAAUCGUCGUUGCACUGGCAUCUCCCUACCUCGCCGCCUCUUAUCCGGUGCUGGCAGCUAUCGGUUAUGCUUUACAGAUGUUCUACCUCCGAACUUCCAGACAGCUACGACUAUUGGACCUCGAGGCCAAGAGCCCAUUGUACUCUCAUUUUCUUGAUACUAUCAAGGGCCUCGCGACCAUUCGUGCCUUUGGCUGGGUGGAAGACAACAUUACACACAACAGUAAUCUACUUGAUGAUUCACAGCGCCCCGCAUACCUUCUGGCUAUGAUUCAACAGUGUUUGAUGAUGGUCUUGAAUCUCCUCGUCGCUGUAUUAGCAGUAGGUCUGGUUAGUCUGGCCACACAACUAAGGACAAGCACUGGCUUUACUGGAGCGUCUCUUGUCUCGCUGAUGUCGUUUAGUGAAUUGGCUGCCGGCCUGAUAUUCUGCUACACCGCUCUUGAGACCUCGAUUGGAGCUGUGAGUCGCCUCAAGACGUUCAGCGACAGAGUUCAACCGGAAGACCAGGCGGGUGAAGACUUUGAGCCUCCAGCGGGUUGGCCACACAGCGGGUCUUUGGUGCUCCGGCAUGCGUCUGCGUCACACAAUCCAACUCAAUCUUCAAAUCACGAGAGGGUAGUACUAGCCCUAGACAACAUCUCGCUCGUCAUGCAUGCAGGCGAGAAAAUCGCUGUCUGCGGUCGAACUGGAAGCGGAAAAUCAUCCCUACUCCUUCUUCUUCUCCGCCUACUGGAUACCAUCUCCUCGCCAGACCUCGCCUUCACUAUCGACUCUAUCGACGCACUCACCAUAAAUCGCACCAUGCUGCGCUCCCGCAUCAUCGCUAUUCCACAAGAAUGUAUCUUUCUCCCCGACGGCAGCUCCCUGAAAGCCAAUAUCGAUCCCACGAACAUCAUCUCCGACAUCGAAUGCCAGGCCAUACUGAACAUGGUUCAACUCACCAGCUUCGUCAGCUCACAGGGUGGUCUGGAUGCGCCUAUGUCGGGCGAUCAGCUUAGUGUAGGCCAACAGCAACUAUUCAGUCUUGGCCGUGCUAUUUAUCGUCGGCGAGUGAGGAUGCAGGCGAAUGGUCAAGACGGUGGGUUGUUGCUGUUGGAUGAGAUCAGUAGCUCGGUAGAUCAAGAGACGGAGAUGCUGAUGCAAAACAUCAUCAGUAGGGAGUUUGCAGCUUAUACAAUUGUGGCCGUGGCGCAUAGACUCAAGUUGAUGGUGGAUUUUGUGGAUAGGAUCGUGGUGCUGGAGAAGGGAACCAUCAUCGAAGAAGGCGCGUCUAAGGAGUUGCUUGCGGUAACUGACGGCGCUUUUCGUAAGCUUUAUGGUGCUGGACAAUGA
Molecule: messenger RNA, 3393 nt
Organism: Ascochyta rabiei
Lineage: Eukaryota; Fungi; Ascomycota; Dothideomycetes; Pleosporales; Didymellaceae
Exons: 4
Coding region: 1-3393 (1130 amino acids)
Biological process (GO): transmembrane transport
Cellular component (GO): membrane
Molecular function (GO): ABC-type transporter activity; ATP hydrolysis activity; ATP binding
Source: RefSeq, a predicted model, not a curated record